This is a messenger RNA of Talaromyces rugulosus, 522 nucleotides long. RefSeq lists its product as uncharacterized. The transcript has 2 exons. The record is from RefSeq and is a predicted model, not a curated record. The coding region runs from base 1 to 522 and encodes 173 amino acids. NCBI's taxonomy places the organism in Eukaryota, Fungi, Ascomycota, Eurotiomycetes, Eurotiales, Trichocomaceae.
AUGCAAAAACGCAGCAUAGUUGUAAAAAGGUCUCGCCAAGCUCGACGGGGUGGAAUCGAAAGUGGCGAAGAAAAGAACCGAACCGAGAGAAACCAAGAAGAAACGUCGUUUGAGGACUACACCCCCUUGAUGACAGUCGUUCGCUCGCUGUUGAGCUUGUCUGCGUUUCGGGCGUGCGACUCCUUCUUGCAGUCCUCUAGCCCGCUGCACGAGUGCGACUCGAGCAUGCGGUGUUUCUCGCAAAAGUGGCCAUUGCAAAAGGUGCAGUCUCCGAUGAAGCGCUGGGCGGCGUUUUUGCACUCUUUGAAGUUGCAGCGAGGCUUGCGGACAGCCAUGUUGGCAAGUUGGGCAAGCCGGACAAGAGUCGAGCGAGAGUGGGAGAGGCAGAAACAGCGAGAGCGAGAGUUUGGCAAGUACAGAAGGGAGAGAGGAGAGAAAGAGAAAGAGGAAGAGGAAGAGGAAGAAGAAGAAGAAGAAGAAGAAGGGGCCCAGAUAAAGGGACGACAGCGUGACCCCGGCUAG